AUGGAAACUCCCCGAGAACCUCAUUUCUUCAAGCCUCUUCUUCCUGGUUUUCAAAGUGGCGUGGCAAUACCACUUGACUUCUACUCAAAACACAUACAAGGGGCUGAGAUCAAUAAACCAUGGAAGCUAAGAUCGGACGCUUCGGAUCAAAUUUGGGAGGUGAUCCGAGAAGGCAGGACACUCACCAAAGGUUGGAAAGAGUUCACCGAAGCACAUGAUCUUCGAAUCGGUGAUAUUGUCAUCUUCAAACUCGAAGGAGACAUGGUCUUUCAUGUGACUCCUUUUGGUCCUAGCUGUUGUGAGAUUCAGUAUACACAUCCUCACAUCGUUAAGGAAGAAGCCGACGCGGAUGAUGCUCCUACUUUCUCAUACGACUACUGCUUCUUGGCUGAGGUUACUGCUACAAAUCAAAAGGACGACAAAAUGUUUCUUUAUGUGGAAGCUAUGUGGUGUGGUGCUUUGAACCAACAAUGCAAAGAGGUCAAACUUGUCAACAAGGAGGGAAAAUCAUGGACUGCGCGCUUCGGAUUUAGCGAAUCAGACGGCGCAUAUUACAUCAGCAGAGGGUGGAGAAAGUUCUGUCGUGAUAACAGAUGCACCAACGGAGCUUUGUUUGUGUUCAACGUGGUUGGAGACGGGACGACAACUCCAUUACUGUGUGUAUGUCCGGAAAGGAAGGAGUGUACUGAACUACUGAUCAACCACUUCAGCAGAAUCGAUGGUAGCAUUGCUUCUACCUCACGAAAUUAG
This is a messenger RNA of Brassica napus (rape), 750 nucleotides long. RefSeq names its product B3 domain-containing protein REM9-like. NCBI's taxonomy places the organism in Eukaryota, Viridiplantae, Streptophyta, Magnoliopsida, Brassicales, Brassicaceae. The transcript has 3 exons. The coding region runs from base 1 to 750 and encodes 249 amino acids. The record is from RefSeq and is a predicted model, not a curated record. Gene Ontology annotation, molecular function: DNA binding.